Messenger RNA from Iphiclides podalirius (scarce swallowtail), 225 nucleotides. Lineage: Eukaryota; Metazoa; Arthropoda; Insecta; Lepidoptera; Papilionidae. The record is from the annotation of a GenBank genome assembly.
AUGGCGUUUCGUUGUUUCCACGGCCCAGUUGACUCGGCGUUAAGUGCGUCGCGAUUGUCCGGCCAGCGCGCUAAAGAAAUGAAUAUAAUCAUAGUGGUUUUGCUGUACGAGAUCAGCGACGAUCCUCAGCGCAAGGAGUUCCUCGACGAUCUGUUCUCGUUCAUGCAGAAGCGCGGUAAGUUCCCACAUAUCGCUCAUUGGGUCCUGAUUGAUUCGCCCCACAAU